AUGAAGCUCGCAGCUCUUACAUUGAUGGGUGGUCUUGUGACCUGGGCAGAAGCGCACGGAUAUCUGACAAUCCCGUCCAGCCGCACCCGUCUCGGCUUUGAGGCCGGAAUCGACACCUGCCCGGAAUGCUCCAUCCUCGAACCAGUGACCGCCUGGCCAGACCUAGAAGAAGCCCAAGUAGGCCGCAGCGGACCCUGCGGCUACAACGCCCGCGUUAGUGUGGACUACAACCAACCGGGCGACUACUGGGGCAACUCCGUCGUCGCGAGCUACACGGCCGGAGACAUCGUCGAAGUGCAAUGGUGCGUCGACAACAAUGGCGACCAUGGCGGGAUGUUCACGUACGGAAUCUGUCAGAAUCAAACCCUCGUCGACCUAUUCCUAACACCGGGGUACCUGCCCACGACAGAGGAAAAACAGGCUGCUGAAGACUGCUUCCUCGAUGGUGAGCUCAAGUGCACGGAUGUCGAUGGGCAGACGUGCGGGUAUAACCCCGACUGUGCUUCUGGUGAAGCUUGCUAUCGUAAUGACUGGUUUACGUGUAAUGCGUUUUCUGCGGAUUCGAAUCGCGCGUGCCAGGGGGUUGAUGGCGCCGCGCUUGGGUCUUGUACGACUACAAUUGCGGGUGGGUAUACUGUUACGAAGAAGAUCAAUAUUCCGAAUUACGAGUCUGAGCAUACGUUGCUUCGGUUUCGGUGGAAUUCGUUCCAGACGGCGCAGGUAUAUCUUCAUUGUGCGGAUAUUGCUAUUGCUGGAUCUGGUUCGUCUUCGUCUUGA
This is a messenger RNA of Penicillium argentinense, 777 nucleotides long. RefSeq lists its product as uncharacterized. The coding region runs from base 1 to 777 and encodes 258 amino acids. The record is from RefSeq and is a predicted model, not a curated record. The transcript has 2 exons. NCBI's taxonomy places the organism in Eukaryota, Fungi, Ascomycota, Eurotiomycetes, Eurotiales, Aspergillaceae.